Messenger RNA from Daldinia childiae, 1299 nucleotides. RefSeq lists its product as uncharacterized. Lineage: Eukaryota; Fungi; Ascomycota; Sordariomycetes; Xylariales; Hypoxylaceae. The coding region runs from base 1 to 1299 and encodes 432 amino acids. The record is from RefSeq and is a predicted model, not a curated record. The transcript is spliced from 4 exons.
AUGUGGUAUAAUCCUAUUACAAUCAUAGUAGCGGUGCUACUUUUCACCGUUGGCGGCUUUGCUGACCCUUGUCCCGGUGUCCCGCCUCCUCGACAUCCGUUCAAGUUGGCCGAAGGUUGGAUAGGCAAAAAAGUGGCAGAUGGACUAUCUUCGCCUCGUGGUAUGGUUAUUGAUAGUAGGGAUCGACUUCUAAUCGUGGAAAAACGGGUCGGGAUCAGUCAACACAAGCUCGAUAUUGAUGGUUGCAUUUAUUCCUCGCGUAUUCUUAUUUCCAUGCCCGACCUGAACCACGGAAUUUAUCUUGGAAUCAAUGGUGAUACACUAUAUGCCAGUUCAGCCACAACGGUUUUCAGAUGGUCAUAUAACUUCACAACCGGCGAUAUAGAUGGAGAGCCAACUACAGUGAUUUCAGGCAUGUCGCCCAACGACCACGUUACAAGAACAUUGAUUAUCCCACCUCACUACCCAGACCUUCUAGUCGUUUCUCACGGCUCCACAGGCAACGUUGACUAUGCUGCUGUCGAUCCGGGAAUAGCAAGGGCCACUGUCAAAGUCUUUAAUAUCUCCGCCCCACCAAACGGUGGUUACGACUAUGUUAAAGAGGGUUGGCGCGCUGGAUAUGGCUUGCGAAACGAAGUUGGAUUAGUAUUCGACGGCAACAAUAUGCUCUGGGGCGUAGAGAAUAGCGCCGACCAAAUCACACGCGACAUCAACGGAACAUCGACAGAUAUUCACAACGACAAUCCAGCCGAGGAACUCAACUUCCUGGGAGAUGUCAUGACUCCCAAUGAUAACUGGUAUGGGUAUCCGACAUGUUUUACGGUGUGGCAACCUGAGGCAGCAAUCACCAAUGCUACUAGCGGAAACCAACUAGACGUUGGUCAGCAAUUCGUUCUGGCGCCGAACCAGACGUUCGACGACAACACAUGUGCGCGAAUGUCAACACCACCGCGACUUACCUUCCAAGCUCAUACCGCACCUCUCGACGCUAAAUUUGACGCACCUAAGUACACCAACCUGUUCGUUACGUUGCAUGGCAGUUGGGAUCGCAGUCCUCCGGCUGGGUAUAAGCUUGUUGCGGUACCAUUCCAGCGUGAUGCCGCCAAUGGCGGAGCUUACGCUCCUGUCGCACCCGCUAAUUGUAAGACCGGGUAUGUAGAUAUCUUCUACCCGCCAGACGAAGGAAACUGCUCGUCAUCAAGCUGCGCGCGACCUGUUGGUCUAGUUUUCGACGGGGCUGGACAGUUGUACAUGUCGAGCGAUGCAUCCGGCGAAGUGUUCAAACUAUACAACCCUUGA